AUGGCGCACCUCGACAUCCCACAGACGGCGAGCAACUCGACCAAUGAACUGCACACGCUGCAGUCGCUUCCCAAAUCGAGCGUCUUCACAUCGAACCUUCCCGCCGAUGACGUGUUCCCUAGACCGAAAGACUCCCACGAUGCGCCACGGCAAAUGCUCGGACCGCGCAUGGUCAAGGGAGCACUAUACACAUACGUCCGACCUGACUCACAAGGUGAACCGGAGCUGUUAGCUGUCAGUCAGCGAGCGAUGCAGGACAUUGGUCUUAAGGAAGAGGAGGCCAAGACGGAUGAAUUCAAGGAAGUCGUGGCUGGAAAGAAGAUCCUGACAUGGGACGAGUCGAACCCGGAAGCUGGAAUAUACCCUUGGGCACAAUGCUAUGGAGGCUACCAGUUCGGACAAUGGGCAGGCCAACUUGGUGAUGGACGCGCCAUCUCCUUGUUUGAGUCUACCAACCCAGCGACCGGCACACGAUACGAGAUCCAACUGAAGGGUGCUGGACGGACACCCUACUCCCGCUUCGCUGAUGGCCGCGCAGUACUGCGAUCUUCUAUUCGAGAGUUCGUCGUCUCGGAAUAUCUCAAUGCCAUUGGCAUCCCCAGUACAAGAGCGCUGGCGCUCACCCUGAACAAUGGCAGCAAGGUCAUGCGCGAACGCACAGAGCCUGGAGCCAUCGUCACACGAUUUGCGCAAAGUUGGAUCCGCUUCGGAACGUUCGACCUCCAACGCAUUCGCGGAGACCGAAAGACCCUCCGCACAAUCGCAGACUACACAGCCGAGCACGUCUACGGCGGCUGGGACAAGCUCCCCUCCAAGCUCCCCGCCGGCGAAGCCAAAGAAGUCCAUUCCCAAACGCACACCGGCAUCCCCAAAGAAACCGUCGAAGGCGAGAACGAAGGCGAAGAAAACCGCUACGUCCGCCUCUACCGCGCCAUCCUCCGCCGCAACGCCGAAACCGUCGCAAAAUGGCAAGCCUACGGCUUCAUGAACGGCGUGCUAAACACAGACAACACAUCCAUCCUCGGUCUAUCCAUCGACUUCGGUCCCUUCGCCUUCCUCGACACCUUCGACCCCACCUACACUCCCAACCACGACGACCACAUGCUCCGCUACAGCUACCGCAACCAACCCACAAUCAUCUGGUGGAACCUCGUCCGCCUAGGCGAAGCCCUCGGCGAACUCAUGGGCGCGGGCAGCAAAGUCGACGAAGCCCAGUUUAUCGAAAAAGGCGUAACAGAAGAAGAAGCAGACGGCAUAGUCAAAUGCGGCGAAUCCGCCAUCGACCGCGCAGGCGAAGAGUACAAAGCCGUUUUCCUCGCUGAGUACCGGCGUCUCAUGACGCUUCGUCUGGGCCUCAAGACGCAGAAGGACAGUGAUUUCGAGGAUCUGAUGUCGGAGUUGUUGGAUACGCUGCAGAUGUAUGAACUGGAUUUCCAUCACGCGUUUAGGCGGUUGGGGAAUGUGAAGUUGAGUGAAGUGGAGACGGAGGAUCAGAGGAAAGAUGUUGCGGGCAGGUUCUUUCGUAGGAACGACGCGCCGAGGCAGGAGAGCGAUGGGCGGGAGCGGAUUGGGAAGUGGUUGGAGAAAUGGUCGCAGAGGGUGAGGGAGGAUUGGGGGGAGGGCAAGGAUGAGGAGAGGAAGGUUGCUAUGGACAAGGUUAAUCCUAACGCAAGUCCCAUUCCACUCUGUGCUAGAGAUACAGUGCUAACGUCAACGCAGUUCAUCCCCCGCUCCUGGAUCCUAGACGAACUCAUCGAGCGCGUGGAGAAGAAGAACGAACGCGAGAUCCUGCCUCAGAUCAUGAAACUUGCGCUUAACCCCUUCCAAGAAAGCUGGGAGUGGAACGCAGAGGAGGAAGAGAGGUUCUGUGGUGAUGUACCGAAGUAUAAGGGUAUGUUGCAGUGUAGUUGUAGCUCUUAG
Molecule: messenger RNA, 1920 nt
Organism: Alternaria infectoria
Lineage: Eukaryota; Fungi; Ascomycota; Dothideomycetes; Pleosporales; Pleosporaceae
Exons: 1
Coding region: 1-1920 (639 amino acids)
Source: RefSeq, a predicted model, not a curated record